Linum tenue is the source of this 2859-nucleotide messenger RNA. The record is from the annotation of a GenBank genome assembly. NCBI's taxonomy places the organism in Eukaryota, Viridiplantae, Streptophyta, Magnoliopsida, Malpighiales, Linaceae.
UCCAUGGUGUCUGAACUCUGAAGUGGUGUAAUCCUGUUCCCAGUAGAGAAUACGAAAUCACAAUUCACAAACCCACCCGACCAGAUUAUCAUUAUAGCAUCCAUCCAUGGCCAUGGAGCUGAAUUCCAGAGACAUUUCUGUCAAACCCUUAUCCCAAUUCCCUUCUUCUUCUUCUUCGCAACACCAAAACAGAGAAACCCUCUUUCUUAAACCCUCCAUCUUUUCUUCCGUCUCAGUAAAAUUGAGGCUUUCUGCGUCGGCAGCUGAACCGGUUCUUUCUCAACAAGACGCCCCGUUGCUUAAAGAGAAGCUGAGGGUGGUGGUGAAGCCAAUGGAGAAACCAAGAAUAGUAUUGAAGUUUCUGUGGAUGGAGGAUGUGAUUGGUGUGGCGUUGGACCAAGUGAUACCAAGGCAGGGCACCAUUCCUCUAACGCCUUACCAUUUUUGGCCACAUCAAGAUGCCUUGGUGGAGCUUCAGAAGUUGCUGGAGAGCAAGCCGUGGAUUUCACAUAAGCAGAUGGCCAUCCUUCUAAACCAGCUUGCUGAUUUAAUCAGCAAGGGGAAAGCCACCACCAACAAAAGCUCAUAGUGAGUUCUAAUUCGGGUUACAUGUAAACCAGAUGGAUAUUGCUCUCAGCCAGCCACACAACCAUACAUCAAUACUGAGGUUGACACAGAGGAAAAAGAUGGAACUUGGCUAAGGAACCUUUUGGUUAGGAGAAAAGGUUUGGUGUAACAACACGUCGAAGUUACCUAGCGAAGGCAGUGCUUAAAGCGGCUUGCUUGUAAGUUUUCGCAUUGAUGUUGUAAAGCAGUUUUAUGUUCAUUCUUUUGUCAUCCUAUGUUCAUUUUUGAGAUUUCAACAGUAUACGGUCUGGUAUUGACUGGUUUAUAUUAAUGCCGAAAGAGCAACUGAACUAUGAUCAUGAAAUGAAAAAGGUUAAUGUUAGGCUGAUAGUGUUGGCAUACUCUGCUUGCUUUAUAUUCUGCUUGCUGCUUAUACUAGUAGCUUCUGUACUUUGAACCUGGAGCAUCUGAUGAGGGCCAACGUAGAAUCCUGUUCUUUGGCAUCCGGAUGUAGAAGUUGAAUGCUUGUCGAUUCGGGUGCAAGGUGGGUUUCCCUCUUUGUGUAUGUUAGAAUGACUAAUGAGAGACUCUGGAGUCCACUCAUGGAUCAGCUGCACUUUUCAGUUUCUCUUUGAAGCAGAUUAGUCUGUUUCCAAUGAAAAAAAUAAUUACCUGGCCAAAGGGCAGGGUCCAAGCUAGUAUGGUAUUGAUUAGAAAAGAGAGUAAUCCAUGUAAUGGAGAAUUGGUCAAGUUCUCAUCUUAGUUGAUAAUUUUUAUUUGCCCUCUUUCUUGACAGCUACUGGAUCUUUAGACUAUAGAAGCUAGAAAAAGAAAACAGAAAUAAGGAAAAAAGAAGAAUCCCUCUCCUUCAAGGAUUGUGUUUUAUUAAUGCCUCAUAUAAAACAAUUUGUUUAUCCAUGGUUGUGGGUGACUCUGCAACUUUUCCAUUGGUAGCAGAAUCAAGCUUGGUGCUUUUUUCAUCACUUUCCGAUUCUGAGCUGCUAGUGUCGUGAUCAUCUUGGUAGUAGUGGUGAGAUCUGGAUCUCGAGAGCUCGAUUGCAGCUCUAGCAGCUGUGACUGCAUAAGCUGCUGAUUCGAAAGCUUCCUGUGCAGCAGCUGCUACAUCUGUAUACUUGUUUCUUGCUCUUAACGGCUCAGACGAAAGCUCUUCAUCUGGGAUUGAAUUUUCUUGCUUCAUUUGAUGAUUAUCGGCGAUGUCCUUUCUCAUUAUCUCAGCUGCAUGUGGUAGAUGAUCAUGGAGUUUCAAAUCGAGGGUGAGAUGGACCUCAGAAGCAAUGCUUCUCAACAAUUCAAUCCUGCUUUCCAAGGUUGUCUGCCUUGCUGAGAGCUUCUGGAUGAUCUUAGCCAAUAAAGAGAAGAGUUGUUUCAGAAUUGUUGUUUAAGUAAAUGCUUCGUAACCAUCUUUCUGGUACCUCUUUUACUACAUACCUUUGGAUUUACUCCACAGUUGUUGCGCAGCUCGAUGGCUCGAGCAAUGAAUUCCUUCCCGAAUCGCAGUUGGAAGAUGCCACGAAUCUCUUGCAGUUCAGGGAACUCUGCACACCUCGAAGAUGCAAAGAUCAAGCUUGAGAUUGUCUCCUUCAGCUCAUCUGGGCAUUCUCUUCACAAACAGAAACAAGGUGAUCAUAAAUUAGUGACCCAGUCGGAACAUGUGGGAAAUCAGCAAACGUGAAUUCAUUAAACAAACAAGCAAGUUUGAGUCCCAACUUGUUCUUCUCAAGAAGCAUGACUCUCUCUAUCAGGAACCUGCAGUAGUUCUCCAUCAUGUCAAGCGCAUCGAGCAUGUUUCGAUCCUUCACCACAAACUCUACCUGCAAAGUGGGAAAAGGAAAAAUGGUGAAACUAAGAUCCUGAUGUGGAGGCAAUUUCCAAUAAGGGAAUGAAGGUUACGCGAAUGAGUGCUCUUUCGUGUUGUUGAAGUUUCAGGAUGUCGACCACAUCGGACUUGGCCUGUGAAUACCGAGCUUGCCUCUGCUUUCUGAGGAUGGUGAUCCUUGAGACAGCAAGGUUUGUUACAACCUUCAAUUUGCAGGCUCUGAAGUUUCUCCCCAGAAGAGCAUCCAGUUUUCUACCCAUGUCUCCCUCUGUUCCUUGUUUUGCUUAUGGUGUCUGGUCAAAACUUCAGGCCUUUGUCCAGGCUAGCUAGUGAGGUUAAGUUAUUGAUUACUUGAUUGUUAUAUAUAAGGGGGGGCAUUCAGAUUUUGUCUAGGCUAAUAACAAUUAGGAACUUGGUCUGUGACCAUUAUCUUCCAUCACAGUCGUUUGCCUGAG